Syngnathus typhle (broad-nosed pipefish) is the source of this 6447-nucleotide messenger RNA. RefSeq names its product ATPase sarcoplasmic/endoplasmic reticulum Ca2+ transporting 2b (gene atp2a2b). The coding region runs from base 550 to 3678 and encodes 1042 amino acids. Gene Ontology annotation, molecular function: ATP binding; ATP hydrolysis activity; P-type calcium transporter activity. Lineage: Eukaryota; Metazoa; Chordata; Actinopteri; Syngnathiformes; Syngnathidae. Gene Ontology annotation, biological process: calcium ion transmembrane transport; intracellular calcium ion homeostasis. Gene Ontology annotation, cellular component: membrane. The transcript is spliced from 23 exons. The record is from RefSeq and is a predicted model, not a curated record.
CGUUCCACAUGCGGACACCGAACACCGCAUUCGACUCACACGAAGGCUGCGGCGGACAAAUGCAAUAGCGUAGAGCCGUAGACGACGCUGGUGAUUCCGCAAUAAUACAUACUCAAAGCAGGUUAGGAGUAAGCUACAAGACAACCGCAUGUUUAUAUAAUUCGUCCGUGUCAUUUUUUUCUCGCGCUGCGUCGUCUAUGUAGAGAUCGGGGCGUACGUUUACGACGUUGAUGAUAUGAACAAUCCGUUGCAGAUUUCUCGGGAGAGCGAGCAAAGCGCGACCGGCGAAAUCAAGCCAGAGCCGAAUUGUUAGCUUAGCAUUAGCGGCUAACUUACCCGUUAGCACCUUAGGCGCUAAUUCGGCCCUUCUAAGCAGACACCUGCUCGCUGUUUUGCCCUCUGUUUAAGUAAUCUAUACACAGCCCCACAGUUAAAGGUCGUUUUGUUAUUUUAAUUUCAAACCAAAUCGCUUUGAAGCAAGGCAGGACUGUGUCAGGUCGAGGUCGGGACCAGUAGAGGCAUACGGGUCUCCUCGAGUGGCCAUUCACCAUGGACAACGCGCACACUAAGACGGUUGAAGAAGUUUACACCUUUUUUAACGUGAACGAGAGCACCGGCCUGAGCUCGGAGCAAAUCAAGAAACAACGGGAACGAUUUGGACCUAACGAGUUGCCAGCAGAGGAGGGCAAGUCUCUUUGGGCGCUGGUGGUUGAACAGUUUGAAGAUCUGCUUGUGAGGAUCCUCUUACUGGCUGCCUGCAUAUCCUUUGUGCUGGCUUGGUUUGAAGAAGGAGAAGAAACCGUAACAGCGUUUGUGGAGCCUUUUGUGAUUCUGCUUAUUCUCAUCGCCAACGCCAUUGUUGGAGUCUGGCAGGAGCGUAAUGCAGAAAAUGCAAUUGAAGCCCUAAAAGAAUAUGAGCCAGAAAUGGGAAAGGUCUACCGCCAGGAUCGGAAGAUUGUCCAGAGGAUCAAGGCCAGGGACAUUGUGCCAGGGGACAUUGUGGAGGUUGCAGUUGGUGAUAAAGUACCCGCCGACAUCAGGCUGACCUCCAUCAAGUCAACCACGUUGAGAGUUGACCAGUCUAUUCUAACAGGAGAGUCUGUGUCUGUUAUCAAACACACUGACCCGGUGCCAGACCCCCGUGCGGUCAACCAGGACAAGAAGAACAUGCUGUUUUCCGGCACCAACAUUGCAGCCGGCAAGGCCGUCGGCGUGGUGGUGGCCACAGGCGGAAACACGGAGAUCGGUAAAAUCCGUGACGAGAUGGCCGCCACGGAGCAAGAGCGCACGCCGCUGCAGCAAAAGUUGGAUGAAUUCGGACAGCAACUUUCUAAAGUGAUUACGCUGAUCUGCAUCGCUGUGUGGCUCAUCAACAUCGGACAUUUCAGCGAUCCCGUCCAUGGAGGCUCAUGGAUCCGAGGGGCUGUCUAUUACUUCAAGAUUGCUGUGGCGCUGGCAGUGGCUGCGAUCCCUGAAGGUCUGCCUGCCGUCAUCACCACUUGUCUGGCUUUAGGAACACGGCGCAUGGCCAAGAAAAACGCCAUUGUCCGCAGUUUGCCCUCUGUGGAAACCCUCGGCUGCACUUCUGUCAUCUGCUCCGACAAGACCGGCACACUGACGACCAAUCAGAUGUCUGUGUGCAGGAUGUUUAUCAUUGACCAGGCUGACGGCAAGCAUUGUUCCUUGAAGGAAUUCACUGUUACCGGCUCUACAUAUGCCCCAGAUGGAGAAGUGUACCAGAAUGGCAAACAGGUGAAAUGUUCCAAUUAUGAUGCCCUGGUGGAGUUGGCCACUAUCUGUGCUCUCUGCAACGAUUCCUCAUUGGACUAUAACGACACUAAAGGUGUGUAUGAGAAGGUGGGCGAGGCCACCGAGACUGCUCUCACGUGCCUGGUGGAGAAGAUGAAUGUGUUCGACACCGAUUUGAAAGGCCUUUCCAAGAUCGAGAGAGCCAAUGCCUGCAACUCCGUAAUCAAGCAGCUGAUGAAAAAAGAAUUCACGUUAGAAUUUUCCAGAGACAGGAAGUCCAUGUCUGUGUAUUGCAGCCCCAACAAAGCCCGCUCAUCUGCGGUCAAGAUGUUUGUCAAGGGUGCCCCAGAGGGAGUGAUUGACAGGUGCACGCACGUCCGCGUGGGCGCCACCAAGGUGCCCAUGACCCCCAGCAUCAAGGACAAACUGAUGUCAGUCAUCAGGGAAUACGGAAGCGGCCGAGACACCCUGCGCUGUCUCGCUCUGGCCACCCGAGACAACCCCUUGAGCAAGGAGGAGCUGGUCUUGGAGGACUGCACUCGCUUUGUUGACUACGAGACUGACCUGACCUUCGUGGGCUGUGUGGGUAUGCUUGAUCCUCCCCGGGCGGAGGUGGCGGCUUCCAUUAGGCUCUGUCGUCUGGCAGGCAUCCGAGUAAUUAUGAUCACUGGAGACAACAAAGGCACGGCAGUUGCAAUUUGCAGACGCAUCGGCAUCUUUGGCGAGGAGGACGACGUCGCCAGCAUGGCUUACACGGGCCGCGAGUUUGACGAUCUGAGCCCUGUCGCGCAACGAGAAGCCGUGGUCAAGGCCCGCUGCUUUGCACGCGUGGAGCCGUCCCACAAAUCCAAGAUUAUCGAGUAUCUGCAGUCUUAUGAUGAGAUUACCGCUAUGACUGGCGAUGGAGUGAAUGACGCCCCCGCUCUCAAGAAGGCCGAGAUUGGCAUCGCCAUGGGCUCGGGAACGGCGGUCGCCAAGACUGCCUCCGAGAUGGUGCUGGCCGACGACAACUUUGCCACCAUUGUGGCCGCGGUGGAGGAAGGCCGGGCCAUUUACAACAACAUGAAGCAGUUCAUCCGAUAUCUCAUCUCGUCUAAUGUGGGAGAAGUUGUCUGCAUCUUUCUGACGGCGGCCCUCGGCUUCCCUGAGGCGCUCAUCCCAGUUCAGCUGCUUUGGGUUAACUUGGUGACUGACGGUCUGCCCGCCACCGCUUUGGGCUUCAACCCGCCAGACUUGGACAUCAUGAACAAGUCCCCCCGCAACGCUCGCGAGCCCCUCAUCUCCGGGUGGCUCUUCUUCCGCUACCUCGCCAUCGGAUGCUACGUGGGCGCCGCCACAGUGGGCGCCGCCGCCUGGUGGUUUGUCGCUGCCGAAGAUGGACCCAGGAUCACAUUUUACCAGCUGAGCCACUUCCUGCAGUGUGGACCACAAAACAUAGACUUCCAGGAUGUUGACUGUAAGGUGUUUGAGUCUCCUUACCCAAUGACCAUGGCCUUGUCUGUGCUGGUCACCAUCGAGAUGUGCAACGCUCUCAAUAGCGUCUCUGAGAACCAGUCUCUGUUGCGUAUGCCACCCUGGGAGAACGUGUGGUUGCUGGGAGCAAUUUGCCUUUCAAUGUCUCUUCACUUCCUCAUCCUCUAUGUGGAGCCUCUCCCGAUAAUCUUCCAAAUCACCCCCCUGAAUCUGACCCAGUGGCUAGUGGUGCUCAAGAUCUCCCUGCCGGUCAUUUUACUGGACGAGAUGCUGAAAUUUGCGGCCAGGAAUUACCUGGAGCCGGGUAAAGAGCUGGAGAAGGCGGCCAGCUCGGAAGGCUGCUGCCUGGCUGCAUGUAUGGAGGGCAUCUCCUGGCCCUUUGUGGCCCUCUCCCUCCCCCUGGUCCUCUGGAUCUACAGCACCGACACUAACAUGGCCGAGAUGUUCUGGUGCUGACUGACUUGAGCACAACCUCGACUUUUCCAUCACAGCCAUCACUCCCCCCCCCCCCCCCCCCCCAUGCCACACUUUGGCUCCCCCCCCCAUCCUUCAUCCCUAUCUGCCCGCCUCCACGUGCGUAGCUUGUGUGCGUGUGUCUUUGUAUAGUUAGUAUGCGCGUGUGUGUGUGUGUCUAUGAGUAGGAGCAACUGUAAAUUUGAAUUCACGUUAAAGUUACCUGAUUUGAGUUGGCAUAAGGCUUUAUGACUAUCACGUAGACGAGAUUGACAGUUGGCAUUUUUCACUUUUACUUUUAAAAUGAACCCCUAUGCCCUUUUAAGCUUUAUCCUUUUGGUUGUCUGCGAGUGUCAUCAGUCCAGUGUCACUACAGUAAUUAUUAUUUAGCGCCACUUAAGAAAAGAAAGUAGGAAGAUUGUGGAUCUGUACAGAGAUUGAACACUAUUUUAUGCAAAUUCUUUUUUUUAUGGCUUUGUAAAUUCGUUUGGACCGGCGUGGCUUAGACGUACUGCCUUGAUGUUUCUUCUUUUCUAAUGUUAACCAUUGUGUCUUCAGUGUAAACGUUUUUUUUCAGAGGACAAGCGACGCGUGGCCGACAAGAGCGGGGAGGGGGAAAGGUUUGGGUGUGAAUGUUGGGAAUGCUUCGAUUAGAUGACGGGGGGGAGGACACACAAAAAAAACGAAUUCCAGAAAAAUCUAAACUGCAUGUCCCGUGACCAAGCAUGAACCGUAUGUGGUUAGUCAUUUCUAAUUUAUGCGCCCCCCUUCUUCUCCAAAUGUAAGACUAGAAAUUAAUGUUAUGGAUACUUUUCUUUUAUGAUUUAAAAUAAGCCGUUGUUUUCUGCACUGGGAAGAUCGCAGCUACCUCAAUGUGAUACAAAUGUUUUGGUUUUUUUUCUGUUAAAUCUCUGGAUGGUUCCCCACAGUCUUGCUCAGUUGUAACAUCUGAGGUGCGCCCCUUGGGUGGCGUGUGCAGAAAAUGGAGCAGUCUCACAUUCCCUCUAACCAUUUUUUUUUUUUUUUUAAAGAUUCCUUUUUGUGUGUGUGUGUUUUUUUUAAUCCAUUUGCUUUAGAGACCAAGUAGUUCAAGAUUGUGUAUAUAACCGUUGUGAUGGCUUUUGAUUCAAAGGACAAUAUUAAAAAAAUUAAUUAUGACUCAAAUGAUUCCAAAUGAAUACCCCCCAAACUGUUUUUUUUUUUUUUUACUUAAAAGAAAAAUACACUCAUGAACCCUUUGAAUCAAAGUGUUUGUUAUUCUUUGAUAUAAAUUGAUGAUAUAAAUUGAAGCAACGUGCAAAGCAUACUUGAAUUCCACUUGUGAAUGCUUGGCUUUUAGAUAUUAGUUUGAAUCUAAAAUACAUAUUUACCAGACUUGGUGUGAACAUAUUUGAGUGGCCAUCCAGUUCACCGCAUUAACAUUGUGGAUAUUGAAAGCAUGUUAGUGAUACUAAGACGCCUGGAUGUGUUUGUGUAACAACAUUGGUGUGCUUCUCUUCCUUCAAUGCCUUCCAUUGGCUCCCCCUGUCACGAGAGUGAGUAUUUCACUUUUAUUCUCCCCCAUCAUCAAAUCUGAAAUGUAAACUUGCCCACUUUCCCGCAUUGUGAAUGUCACCUGUGUGCCACCCACUUUCAACCUUUUGUUUUUGAAUCAUCUAAUGAUGAAUUUAAUGAUCAGACAUUGUUUCUCUUUUCCUAGGUUGGCUGUCCUAAAAAUCUUGAAGGCUUUCGGAGGACAGCGCCAUCAAUCAUUCCACUCUCCAUGACAACUAUGUAUGUACACUGAACAAAAAUACUAACACAUUUGUUUUGGAGCUCAAUUUUAAUUACUAUGUUCACAAAAUGCCCGUUUCUCUUUCUCACACAAGAAGUUGGAUUAUUUUGACAGAGAAGUGCUCACUAUAGAUAUGUGGACACGAUAAGAGACAAAUAGGCCUUAUGUGGAUAUAGAAAACAUUCACGAGCUAAAACUGAUGCAAAUUAUAUUUUUGUUCAGUCGUGAUGUGUGUGCGUGUUUGUGGUUUUGGUGCACAGAGAAACCGAUUCUCAUAGGAAAGAGACCAAAUACAUGAUGUAUUUAUUAUUAUUUUACAUAAGCUUUCACCCAGCCUCCAUUUUAGUUCGCAGGAAAGUCCAACAUGUUCUUCUCUUCUAGCAUGAUGUUCCGUCCUUCCCUUUUUUCAUGGUAGUUUUGACAUGUAGUGACUCAACAUUGGGAGCAUUUGGUCUUAGCUUGCAUUUUGUGUACAAACAUCAUGCAUGCCUCGCAGCUGUAUGUAGGCUUUUACAGUUUGUAAUUAUAGAUUCUAAUGUAUAAAUACUCUUACAUUCAGACUUAAGAUUCUAAGAUGGUUCUAUAGUAGACUUUUUGAAAAUCACUGUUUUUAUUGUAAUGUUUGCACAAUUAGUAGAAACAGCUCAUCACUAUAAAUUUGGCUCUGGACUGCUUGCGUUCAUCUUAUUUACUGUAGGCCGAUCAUUUUCUGUCUAGUGAGUUAUUCGUUCUUAAGACAUCCCUGCAAUACAACAGUGCUGUUUUUUUUUUCUUUUUUCCUCAAUUGCCUCUAUAGGUCUUUAUGAUCCUGGCAACUGCUGUAAAACUGUGAUCUAAUAAGAGGUGUACUGUGCGGUCCCUACAAAGGAACCUGGGUUUCAAAAAAAGAUGUAUAUUAAUCACAUGUAAAAAUAUGACUAUCAUUAUUUAAAUUCUGAUAGUGAUUGUAGAUGCAUUACAGAGGUUGUGUUUUCAGGUAAAUAAAGAUCAUAUUUGAA